GCCACCGAAUCAGGCCGAAUCUUCUCUGAAUUGAAUCAGCACCCAAAGCUUCACACAGCUCUACUAGACAGUCUCCAUGCAUAUUCUUAAUAUGCUUUUAAUCAAGAGGGAAAGGUCAGGAUGGCAUUAGCUGCAGGUGCUGAAUUGUACGCCUGGAUCAGAGCAUGGUCUCCAGAUUACCCCCCAUGAUCAGGAACCAUUUUCUUACUUUGAGUGAUAAAAAAAAUGCUUGGGUAGUUGUAGCAAUAAGCAAGACCUAUUCAAAAUGCAUGCCUCUGCACCACUUCAGCAUCCAAGAGGAAAUCCCACAAGUUAAAAUUUGCAGCCCCAUGUUGGAGCGUUAAUAUGGGACAUGGGAGAUGUAGAUUCAGUUCCUUGCACCAUACCAGACUUCCUGUGUAAGCCUAAGAAAUGUUUGCUUCUCUGUGUCAAUUUUCAAUGUGUAAAAUAGAAACAUCAGUACUUCCCUACCUCAAAAGGACUACUUAGAGACUUUGAGACUAUGGUGAUAUCACCACGUAAGUACUUAUGAUAGCCCGAGGGGCAUUCUCUGAUGAAAUACAAUGUCACCCUUUCUAUACAGGUAUUUAUCUGGCAGUCAGGCAAAAAAAUCUAAUAGGUAACAUCUAAUCUUAAUGUAUAUGAAUUUAUAUAUGGAUCAUUUGCCUCCAAAAGGUACUCGUGCAUGGUGUGAAAAAAAUGAUUCUUUUUUAUAACAACUGCAUAAUGGUAGCAAUGGUUUGGAUUAAUGAUCUGCACUAUUUUAUUGCACUGUAUCCACAAUAAAGCCAUUAGCAGGUUUUCUGGUUUCCAGUUUCUUAAGCUGUGUAUAUUAUAUUUUUAUGGACAGGAAUAACAGACCUGGAAGACCUUUUCUGUAGACAAGGAGCAAGGAACUGCAAGGAACUGUUAUUCAGAGGGAACAUCCUGAGUGGCUGGUACACCAUCUACCCACAUGACUAUAAUGCAAUGACUGUGCUGUGUGACAUGGACACCGAUGGUGGAGGAUGGAUUGUUUUCCAGAGACGGUUCUGUGGACGCUUACCAUGAUUGGGAAUCAUACAAGCGAGGUUUUGGGAACCAGCUGGCAGAAUUCUGGCUGGGGAAUGACAAUAUUCACCUGUUAUCAUCAUUUGGAGACAGUGAACUUCACAUAGACCUCAGAGAUUUUGACAGCAACCCUCAUUUCGCCAAAUACAAAUCAUUCACAAUUUUGGGAGAGACUGAGAAAUACAAACUGAUCCUUGGGGAUGUUGGUGGUGGUAACGCAGGGGAUUCACUGAGCAGCCACAAAAACGUGGUGUUUACAACCAAAGAACGCAACAAUGACUCACAUCCUGACAACUGUGCUGUAUCCUUCAAGGGGGCCUGGUGGUACAAGAAGUGCCACCUCUCCAACCUGAAUGGGCUAUACCAUAGGGGACCUCAUAACAGCUUUGCAGAUGGCGUGAAUUGGCAAACAGGCCAUGGGUACAAGUACUCCUACAGGCUGUCAGAGAUGAAAUUCAGGUCUGUAUAGCCAAGCUGGUGGGAAUCUAGAAGUAAACGGUUAGUUGGAGCCAUCUAAUUAGGUAAUUAUUUCCCAUGUCAAGAAGUAGUCAUCUUCAUAUAUGUGCUUUAGUUAUCUGUAUCCCUUGGACAAAGGACAAGGAGCACUCUGUUAAUUUAUGUUAGUCAUUAGUGACUUGGGUCCAUCUUGCUCCACUCUGUAUUUUUUAAUUUUUUUUUAAUAUAAAAAAAGCAAAACUAAAAUAAAUCAUGCCAAUGAGGCUAAAACAACAGUAUGCAUUUUAGAACUAACCAAGAAUGAAAUGACAGAAUGAUCAUGUUGAUGUCACAACUAAACACAAACUAAUGAAACAGUAAAACAGCAAUCCAUGUUGUAGCAAGGUUGAAGCAUUGUAGCUGUGACAGCCCAGGCAACGUAUGCAAGAUAAGGACUUUUUGUGCAUACCUGGGAGACCCAUUGGACAAGUUUUGGGGCAAUGAAAAUGCUCUCCCUUAUGACCAAGGAAAGAUAUCAGGAUCAACGAUACCACAACAAAUCCUUGCCUGUCAUGAAAGAACUUUAAUACUGGAUUGAAUCAUCUGUUGAUCAAGUCAUUGACAUCACCAUUACAAUGAUCACUAAUAUUUACUUCUUCCCAAUACUAUACAAAAUUCAGGUUUUGCAAACCAUUUAAAAGAUGUUUUAAAGACUAUGUCAAAAAGUUACACAAUAAAAAUUCUGGAUAAAUCUUUUUAA
Molecule: messenger RNA, 2245 nt
Organism: Gavialis gangeticus (Gharial)
Lineage: Eukaryota; Metazoa; Chordata; Crocodylia; Gavialidae
Product: ficolin-1-like
Exons: 6
Coding region: 998-1519 (173 amino acids)
Source: RefSeq, a predicted model, not a curated record